AUGGCACAUGGACGUCAAAGGUUGCUCUGCUUUGAGUAUGUACCUAAAGGAAGUCUUGAUGAGUAUAUCAAAGAUGCAUCUAAUGGACAUGACUGGAUUAAGACCUAUGCGAUAAUAAAUGGCAUUUGUGAAGGUUUACAUUACCUUCACCAGAAUCAUAUUGUUCACUUAGAUCUCAAGCCCGCAAAUAUUCUGCUGGAUGGCAAUAUGAUGCCAAAAAUUACCGACUUUGGGCUAUCAAGGUGCUUUGAUGAGAAGCAAACCCAAGCUAUUACCAAAAAUAUGGCUGGCACAUUAGGGUAUAUCGCACCAGAGUUUUAUAAUGGAUACAUACACACGAUCACAUACAAGUCGGACAUAUAUAGUCUUGGUGUCAUAAUUAUAGAGAUGCUGACUGGAAAGAAGUGGUAUCCAGCAUAUCCUGAUGUUCAUAAUGUAAGAACGGUACUUGAAAGUUGGAUGAAUAAGUUGGGGAAAUCACAGCAGGACACACAACUGAAACAGAUACGGUUAUGCACCGAGCUAGGGAUAGAGUGCACUGAUGGUAAACAAGCGAACAGGCCAGAUACAACGCAUAUUAUCACUAGACUUGGUGAAACAGAAAAUGCAUACAUCAUAACUGGUGUUAGUAGUUCAACGGUACCACAGGUAGAAAGGACUUUAGAAAAGCCGGAGGAUGGCACCAACAACUUGCUUCCGAGGAGGAAUAUUGUUCAUCUCAUGAAUGAUAAUGCCGAGAAAAAUGUUACUCCUUGGCAGGGGGCAGCUAAGAAUCUUCAUGCAACCCAAGAAUCUCUCAAUGAUAAUCAUCAUAUUGUUGCAGUCGAGUCUGGUUCAUCUACUGAGAAUCUUCAUGCAACCCAAGAAUGUCUCAAUGAUUAUCAUCACAUUGUUGCAGUCAAGUCUGGUCCAUCUAUGUCUGCUGAGGACUGUAACCUUAGAGAGGCCCAAAAAUGUCUCAAUCAUAAUCUUCACAUUUUUGCAGACGAGUUUGGUCCAUCUAUGUCUGUUGAGGCUCGUAACCUUCAAGAGGCUCUCCAACUCAUUAAAGAUGAUCCAGUGGGAGUGAUUGGAAUAUGGGGUCCAGGUGGAGUGGGGAAAACACACCUUUUGGACAAUAUAAAAAAGUCACUUGAUGGAAACAUGACCUUUAACUAUGUUUUAGAAGUGACGAUUUCAAGGGGGCGUUCGGUGGAAAAGAUCCAAACUGAUAUUGCACAACAACUCAAUCUGGAUGAAUUCAAGAAAGAUUCUGAUGUGCAAUUUAGAUGUCGUGUCAUUUAUAAUUUUUUGAAGAAGAGAAGCUUUCUUAUAUUGUUAGAUGACCUUUGGGACCAAAUUGAUCUGCAAGCAGUUGGCAUACCAUAUCCUCUUGGAAGUGUAAACCAAAUCAGGAGAAAAGUGGUACUCACAACUAGAUCAAGAAAAGUUUGUGGUCAAAUGGAGGUGAGAAAAGAAUUAAAAAUAGCUUGUCUGCAGGAGGAUGAGGCAUGGCAACUAUUCAAAAAGAAUGUCCGUCAUGAAACUUUUUCUUCUAAUCCCUGCAUUGAAACUCUUGGAAAAGAACUUCUGAAGGAAAUGAAGGGAUUGCCAUUAGCUUUGGUAACUAUAGGACAGACAAUGUAUGCAAAAACUGAUACGGCUGAGUGGGAAUAUGCCAUCCAAUAUAUGAAACAGUCAUGUUGUGUUAAUGAUGACCCGCUAGAUAUGGAAAAAGUUGUUUUCAGGCAGGUAAAGUUUAGUUUUGAUAGUUUACGAAACAACAUUUUGAGGAAAUGUUUCUUGACUUGUGCACUGUGGCCAGAGGAUCAGAAAAUUCCUAGAGAAAUGCUCGCUCGAUGUUGGAUUGGCUUAGGUCUCGUGUCUGAACCAAACAUACAAAGUUCCUACAGAACAGCAUAUUAUCUGAUGGGCGAACUUUCAGCUGCAUGCUUGUUAGAGCAGGACCAUGGAAUUAUAAUGUUCAAUGAAUAUCUUGGAAUGCAUGAUUAUGUUAAAAUGCAUGAUGUGGUUCGUGACAUGGCUUUAUGGAUCGCUUGUGGCUGCGGUAAGAAUAAUAGCAAGUGGUUUGUCCGCGCAGGAGUUGGUUGGGACGAAAAAAUUAACAUCCCUUGGAGUCAAGUUGAAUGUGUCUCAUUGAUGAUGAACUGGUUGUUGGAUUUUCCUCCUGUUGACUCUAAUCCUUGCCACAUGAGGAUGUUAUGCCUUGGAAAUGACGACUUGAGUAGAUUACCAUAUUACGAAAUCAGAAAAUUCACUUCACUGACAUACCUGGAUUUGAGCUUCAACAAGCUGGGUUUCAUACCUAAAGAAUUAUGUUCCUUGGCAAACCUGGAACACCUUGAUUUAUCGGGAAAUAGUGAUAUAAAAGUAGUGCCUCACUGUUUUGGAAACCUCAUUAAGCUCAAGUUCUUGUACCUAGAAGAGACUAGGAUACAGAUGUUACCAGAGGGGGUCAUAUCUAAACUUCAAGCAUUGCAAGUAAUAGAUAUCAGAACCCAUUGUUUGCCACGUCCAGUUUCUGAGAACAUAAGAAUGCUUCGAGAGUUGGGCGCCCUAACCAACUUGAAAGCAGUUGGUAUCUAUGUGGAGUAUCUAUGUGCACUACUAAAAAAAGGUGCUGACCUCCCCAUUAGGUAUUUAAUUUUGGAGGAUCAUGAGACACGUGUACUCAAUUUCUCGGAUAUUCUGUCGCAUGACUUUGCACGAAGGACCUUGUAUGAACUAACAAUUCACAUGCUAAACUUGGAUCAAAUAAUAACAAGAAAAGAGUCGGCACUACCAAGCUGUUGUUUUGGUGCUCUCAAUCAGCUCCAAUUAUCAGAGUUUGAUAACUUAAGAGAGAUAACUUGGAUGGAAACAUGUCCAGCAUCUCUAUUCCCAAAGCUCACGUGUUUGUUUGUGGACUACUGGCAAGAGCUAAAACACCUCUCUUGGGCGAUGUAUCUGCCUUGCCUCGAACAACUCCACAUAUUUAACUGUAAUGUGAUGCAGCAACCAUUUGUGAUGCACCAUGAUGAUAACAAGUUCGGCGAACAAGACAGUUCAAAUACAUUUCCCCGCCUCAAAUAUCUGACAUUUUCAUGUUGCUCAUCGCUGGUCAGUAUUGGUGAUCCCGAUGUGACAUUCCCAUCCCUAGAGCGACUGGAGUUUGAACAUUGUGCAGAAUUGAAGAGUCUUCCUUUCAACAUGGACAACUUGCCACGAAAACUGCAGUUUGUGCAGAUUGAUGUUAAAUCCUGGGAGAGAAUGAAAGGGGAAUUGGAAGAAGGUGUCAAAUCUUUCCUGGAACCCAAGCUUAAAUUGUUUGGAGUACUAUGA
Messenger RNA from Triticum turgidum subsp. durum (durum wheat), 3321 nucleotides. The record is from the annotation of a GenBank genome assembly. NCBI's taxonomy places the organism in Eukaryota, Viridiplantae, Streptophyta, Magnoliopsida, Poales, Poaceae.